This is a messenger RNA of Ilyonectria robusta, 1250 nucleotides long. RefSeq lists its product as uncharacterized. Lineage: Eukaryota; Fungi; Ascomycota; Sordariomycetes; Hypocreales; Nectriaceae. The record is from RefSeq and is a predicted model, not a curated record. The transcript has 2 exons. The coding region runs from base 219 to 1067 and encodes 282 amino acids. Gene Ontology annotation, molecular function: oxidoreductase activity.
CCCGGAUAAAUAUCUCUCCAUGCGCAGCAUUGAUUGGGAGAACCCCUCCUUUUAUGUUGGAGUGGCAUGGUUCGUUGACGAACUUAAGAUCCCCUCAUCCCCAAUUCCAGGUCUCUUAAAACUUACCUUUAACUAUUCAGUGUAUCUGCUAGAAACCGGUUUAUCGUUAAAACAUAUUUGCCGCUCUCACAACUGGUAGAGUUAAAGCCACCGACAAGAUGCCUUUUCCAUACAAGACCGUCCUCAUCACUGGUGCCACAGCUGGCAUUGGCUUGGCGCUCGCGGAGAGAAUGAUCCAAGGUGGCAUUUUUGUCAUUGCUGUGGGUCGGCGUGAUGACCGACUCAACGAGUUGGUGGCCAAGUACGGUUCCGAGAAGGUGGCUGCUGAACCAUUCGACGUGUCGGACCUGGACAAGUUGCCUGGCUGGGUCGAGAAAAUAACAAAAACCUACCCUUCCCUCUCUAGCAUCGUUCUGAAUGCUGGCUUCCAACGCGCUGUCGACUUCACCAACCCAGAAGCCGUCUCUCUGUCAUCACUCACGUCGGAGAUGCAGACAAAUUAUCUCUCCCCGUUGCACACACUCUCCCUCUUUCUCCCACAUCUCAUUUCUCUGGGAAAGAACCCUGAAACACCAGCGUCUAUCGUCCUCGUUUCUUCCGGCCUUGGUGUUGUUCCCAUUUCGCGCUGCGCAAACUACUGUGCCACGAAAUCGGCCAUACACUCCCUUACUUGGUCUCUCAGGUCCCAACUUUCGGCCCCAUCGAGUCCAGACACGCAGCAUAUUAGGGUGAUUGAAAUCAUCCCGCCAGCUGUGCAGACCGAGCUUCACUCAUUGCAGCCUGAUCUUGCGGAGGCGGGUCAGGCGAACAUUGGGGUUCCUUUGAAAGAGUUUGCUGAUGAGACGUGGGAGCUCAUGACCGCCGAGGAAAUCACGCCUAAUGACGAGAUCAUUAUUAAGCUUGUGCGGGAGCGAUGGGGUGCCAUUGAGAAAGAGAAGAGAGACAUGUUUCGAGUUUUUGAGAAUAUGCUCAGGAAGACGACGGUCAAGGACAAAGAAGAUGCUUGAGGGGCAUGGAGCGCUGGAGACUACCUGGACUCUACCCAGUCAGACCUAUUGUGAUGAAAGAUGACUUGACGUUUAUCAAGUAGCCUGAAGCGCUUGGUACAGAUAACCUACGGUCUCUAGUUAAUUACACAGUCAACUCAGAAGAGGCAUUCUCCAUAUGUUUACGCAUUUGCCAGCUUGAAC